AUGACUGAAGUCGACACCCAGGAGCCUUCCUCUCCCGCCCAGUCUGAUCCAGUGGCCAACGACGACACCUCCGACCAGUCGCCUGGUGAUGACUCCAACAUUGGAGACGUCAAAGUGGGCGACACUGCACAGGGAAAGAAAGUGCUCGCCAUACGUGUAACGGGCACUGUCAAGUGGUUCAACGUGAAAAAUGGCUAUGGCUUCAUUUCGCGCAACGACAAAGACGGCGAGGACGUGUUUGUUCACCAGUCGGCCAUCAAGCGCAACAACCCGACCAAAGCUGUGCGAAGUGUUGGCGAUGGCGAAGUAGUCGAGUUCGACAUUGUUGAAGGAGAAAAGGGCAACGAAGCGGCCAAUGUGACCGGCCCAGGAGGCACCAACGUCAAGGGCUCGCCCUUCGCCGCGGAAAGGGGCCGAUUCUACCCUGGCCGAUCGCGUGGCGGAUUCCGCGGACGUUUCCGCCCACGAGGUCCCCCUCGUGAUGGCAGUGUGCCCUAUGGCGGCGUGGCCGAAGGCGGACAGUUGGCCACCUCACCGCGUGGUGGUGGCUUUCGCGGCGGUCGAGGCCGCCCGUACAUGGCUCGACGGCGCUUCUACGGAGGGCCCGGUCGUCCGGUAGGUCAGCCCGGUAUGGUGGGCGGAGGAGGGCCCGUGGACGGACAGCAGCAGGUGGUGGCUGCUGACCCCGCUGGCGAUGGCUAUCAACAGCAAACGCAGGACAACUACGAGCAGCGCCAGCCACGCGGCAGACCCCGCCGAUACAUCCAGCGCUUCUUCCGCCGACGACCUCGCGGUCGACGCGGAGAGGGCGAAUCGGGUGAAGAGGGCGCCGAGGGAGAG
Rhagoletis zephyria (snowberry fruit fly) is the source of this 840-nucleotide messenger RNA. The record is from RefSeq and is a predicted model, not a curated record. Lineage: Eukaryota; Metazoa; Arthropoda; Insecta; Diptera; Tephritidae.